CACUUCCACCUCUUCUCCCAUAUUCACCCGUCACCACUACUUUUUCUUUCUCCCCCAUUUUCUUUUCCUUUUCCAGGAAAAAAAAAACCCACCACCAUGAUUGCCAAAGAACUCGAAAAUCGAAAAAGAAGCCAAAAAAUAUCCUAGAAAUUCCUUCUUUCAGGUAUUACUCCAGUUCCAUUGUCGAUCAUUUCUCCUAUGCACUUUCUAUGCAUCGCUCUGGCUUUAUUAUCAUUACCGGUAGGUUGCAUGUGUUAUGAUUUGUGAAUCAGCGUUACGUAGUAACAAGAUCAUGAACGCAAUUUAUUUUUACCAAGUCAGGUGAACUGUAAACAUAAUACCCGCCUGAAAUUAAGUGACCCAAUUUAACCGAUGGCCGGUAAAACAGAAAGAAAAAGGGAAGAUAAAUCUGAGGCCGUUACGAUAGUCGUCGCCAUAUUCGAUUUGGGAGGCUCGGACGAAUGCUCUGUUUUUUUUGUCUGUUGGGUAGCUCAACCCUGACACUGUAAUUGUGGUGCAUCUCCUGAAUUUCCCAAUAUGAAUAUGAAUAAAUCUGUAUUCCGUGUUUGGUCUCUAUUGUCUGUAAGCAUAUGAAGCGGGAUUGUACAGAGAUCCCCCCGACUGAAGUUUAUUAGUUAAAACAGAGAGUGAGGUAAACAGGGGAUCGCUAUGAUCUGAUUGGUGACCACUGUUGGGUUUGUCAGGUUGUGAAGAAUCUCAGGGUCAGGGCCAAAGAGACGUGCCCAGCUUUGUGCAUUGGGGCAAUACAUGAACAAUAGAAAAUGGGGGAGGGAGGAACGCAAACACAGGCAGCCCUAACAGAAUCCAACUCCAAGAUGAUGGAAGACUACAGUGACUUCAAAACUGUGGCUCUGGACCAGACUGCUCCGGAUUCCAACAGGAUGAGCCCUCCCAACUCCAUGAGUAACGGCGGAGGCUACGCCAAUGGCAAUGGCAAUGGCGCCGUCAUGAAUGGGGGAAGGUUGGAUUUCGAUCCCAGCGAGGCUCCUCCGUUCAAGAUUGCCGACAUCCGGGCUGCGAUUCCACCGCAUUGUUGGGUCAAGAACCCAUGGAGGUCCAUGAGCUACGUCCUCAGGGAUGCCCUCGUCGUGCUCUGCUUUGCCCUCGCCGCCGCCAAGCUCGACAACUGGGCUGUUUGGCCGCUCUACUGGGCCGCUCAGGGGACCAUGUUCUGGGCUAUCUUCGUUCUCGGACACGAUUGCGGGCAUGGGAGUUUCUCAGACAGCUCGGUGCUGAACAAUGUGAUGGGUCAUAUCUUGCAUUCGUCCAUCCUCGUGCCUUACCAUGGAUGGAGAAUUAGCCAUAAGACCCACCACCAGAACCAUGGCAAUGUUGAGAAAGAUGAAUCCUGGGUUCCGCUGCCCGAGAAAGUGUACAAGAACCUGGACACAAGCACCAAGUUCAUGAGGUUCACUAUCCCUCUCCCAAUGUUCGCCUACCCUAUCUACUUGUGGAGAAGAAGCCCAGGGAAGAAAGGGUCCCACUUCAAUCCCUACAGUGACUUGUUUGCCCCACACGAGAGGAAAGCCGUCUUAAUUUCCACCCUCUGUUGGACAUCCAUGGUCCUACUCCUCCUCUACUCGUCCUUUCUCUUUGGCUUCCUUCCUGUCCUCAAGAUCUAUGGAAUCCCGUACCUCAUAUUUGUGGCAUGGCUGGACAUGGUGACAUACCUGCACCACCACGGGUACGAGCAGAAGCUGCCAUGGUACAGAGGGAAAGAGUGGAGCUACCUCCGUGGAGGGCUGACAACCAUUGAUAGAGAUUAUGGCAUCAUCAACAACAUCCACCAUGACAUUGGCACCCAUGUCAUUCACCACCUCUUCCCUCAGAUCCCACACUACCACCUCGUCGAAGCGACAAGGGCAGCGAAGCCGGUGCUGGGGAAGUACUACAGAGAGCCCAAGAAGUCGGGGGCAUUCCCAUGGCAUUUGUUCGGCUACUUGGCGAGAUCGCUCGGAGAAGAUCACUAUGUCAGCGACACAGGGGAGGUUGUGUUCUACCAGUCAGACCCUGAGAUCUUCACCUUCUCCAAGCCGAACAAUGCCAAGACCAAAUCCAACUGAUGAUUCCUCCUCUGUAACAACAUUGGAGAUGAGAAGAAGAAGACUCUCGCUCUACUGCACUAGCUACUACUCAAACCCAAAAGAAACAAAGAGAAGAUUUUUAAUUGUUUUCUUUCCUGUUCCUUUCUCUCUCUCUCGUCCCCAAAAAAUACUACUUCUCUUUCUCUGUUACUUCAUUGGAGUAAAAAUCUUAUAAUUGAGGCAAUUGUAGAAGCAGUUAAGAAAAGGAAGAAAAAUACAGACGUUUUAAGUUAGUAGUAAGUAAGAAGUACUUGUUUGUUGCAUUGUUUCAUGAUAUGAUCAAUGCUGGAAAACACAAACGGACCCAGAACAGACAAGUGUUUUAAUCUAUUCUCUUAUAGGUUGGCUGGCUUUCGUAUUGCAUUAAUGUUGGUUGAUGUUUGAAGCUCUGGAUCUCAAGAAUUUACAGGCGGACGAGUGAAUGAGAGAGCAGUAAGAAAAAUGUAGGGAACUAUUUGCCCGAUGAAGCAAUAAAAACAAAAGCAAACAUGCGAUAGGGUUUGAUCGGGGGAUAAAAUGGAGUGGAUGGUGGCAGGGACCAGGAAGGAAGUAAAGAGAAUCCAACUGGUAGCUAUAAGUUGGGGAAUGGGGAAUGGCAGCAGUGGCUGGCUCCACCAUUGCAUAAUGAUGGUGUCAUAACUCUUAAGUGGUAGCAGAAACAGAGUGGUCAGGAUUUAUACGGCUUAACGAUUUUUGUGGCAGGCGUUGAGUACACAGAGUAGAUCAAGGACAUGUACUGCAGCAGCAUUCAAUUCAAUGUUGUUAGAUUAGAUCUAUUUUGGGGUUCGGGUUAGGGUUAACUACCACCCCAAUGGUGGCCCUAAAAUGCAAUAAUAUAUGGUGGCCUGGCCACAUUGUUGGAGCCAAUUUGAACUUCAACGGUGUGCCAUCGUGAACGGUGUCAGAGGAUAUUUGCGUUAUGAUGUCGUCUUAACUAGUGUACGUGGGUUGAUGGGUGGGUGAAUCGGUUUUAGAACUUCAUAGUCAACCAAUCCAUAUUUAUUGUUAGAUAAUUAAGAACCCAAACUCAAUCAUGAAAAUCCAAAUCCUAUGGGUGUGGUUGGCUUUGGGUCCGCCGGGGUGAAAAAAUAAUCCAGGUGAAACAAGAACAUUCAAGACUACAUUAAACUUCUAUUUUUUUUACACCCAAGUAGUUGUAACUAUUUAUUUGUCAACUACAUUAAACUUCUAUUUUUCCCCCACUAAACCACAUGUUAACUCCUGCAAUUUUGUCAUCUACAACAGUCGAGUACAAUCUAUACCUCUCGCCGUAAUUGCAACCACUCUGUUCAAGCUCCGCUCUAAGGAGAAUACUCCACUCAUGUAUAAAUGUCUCUUUUGCUGCUUCCCCAUCUCUAUUUGUGUCAACGCAGAGGUUAGCACAUUAGCAGUCCUGUCUUCGAAUAAAAAAAAGUGUCUCUUGAUGGUUGUGUAAGAAUUAUAUAGAUAAAAUAUGUGUUGCGUUUUUCUUGAUUUUCUCAUCUCCAAAACUGCAUCCACUCAAUAAAGUUAACAAAAGACA
Molecule: messenger RNA, 3627 nt
Organism: Linum trigynum
Lineage: Eukaryota; Viridiplantae; Streptophyta; Magnoliopsida; Malpighiales; Linaceae
Source: the annotation of a GenBank genome assembly